Molecule: messenger RNA, 851 nt
Organism: Cannabis sativa
Lineage: Eukaryota; Viridiplantae; Streptophyta; Magnoliopsida; Rosales; Cannabaceae
Product: photosystem I reaction center subunit VI, chloroplastic-like
Exons: 3
Coding region: 254-688 (144 amino acids)
Biological process (GO): photosynthesis
Cellular component (GO): photosystem I; chloroplast thylakoid membrane; photosystem I reaction center
Source: RefSeq, a predicted model, not a curated record
ACAGAAAUAUAGUGAAUUUUAGAGCCAUUAUACUAUAAAAAUAUUUAUUAAAUAUCCAGUAAGGAUAGGCUUAUCCAGCUCUCGUCCACGUGGCAGCAUUCAUAUGAUACUCCAUAUUCUCACGAGAAUACCCGUUUUGCCACGUGUCUAGGUGAGAUCCAUGCAAAAGCUCAAAGACACCAAAUUCAUAACUCAACUCAAUAGCCUCAAACAAACACACACACAAUUAGAGAAAGAUCAUCUUAGCUAAGCCAUGGCAUCUCUGGCGACCUUAGCUGCUGUGCAACCAGCUACCAUCAAUGGCCUUGGUGGAAGCUCCCUCACAGGAACAAAGCUCUCAAUCAAGCCCACCCGCCAGAGUCUCAAGCCCAAAACCUUCAGAAGUGGUGCUGUUGUGGCCAAAUAUGGAGACAAAAGUGUCUACUUUGACUUAGAGGAUCUGGGCAACACCACAGGGCAAUGGGAUUUGUAUGGUUCAGAUGCACCUUCACCAUACAACCCUCUUCAGAGCAAGUUCUUUGAGACAUUUGCUGCUCCAUUCACCAAGAGAGGAUUAUUGCUUAAGUUUUUGAUAUUGGGAGGUGCUUCCACUCUUGCUUACCUUAGUGCCACUGCCUCAGAUGACAUUCUACCCAUCAAGAAAGGUCCUCAACUUCCACCAAAGCUAGGACCACGUGGCAAGAUCUAAGCUCAUCAUUUGGUGUUUUUAUUUUUCAACUUUGUAUGUACCUUUUGAUUUCAGAAUUUGUAAGUAUGUCCCAAAAAGCGUACUUAAGACCCCCUUAUUUGAUUAAUCGAACAAAUUAAUGUAAUCUCAAAUGCAAUUUGAGGGGGACUGCUUUAUUCAAUCA